AUGAUCAAUUUAAAAAAUCACCCUGUGUCCCAACUAGUCCCCUUGCCCAACUCUCUAUCCUUCUUUAUAAAAACCAUGUAACCAAUCCUAUUCCCUUGUUCUUUUGUGCUUUCUUCUCUCUAAUUUUUCUCUGUUGCAUUGAAGCUAGAUCUACAGAAGAAGAUGAUGUUGAUGGCCUUGGUAUUUCUAGCACUUCUCUUCCUUGCAAGCCUCUUACACACACUCUUCAACUUUCCCAACAAGAAGACCAUGGCUUGGCUUCAAUCUUUCUUCACCAAAACCACUACUUCACAAGAUCUUCGCAAGGCGGAGAAGAGUAGCAACACUACCACCACCACCACUGUUGCUGCUGCUGCUGCUGCCGCCGUUGUCGCUCAUAAUAAGGGUGAGUUAAGGAGCGUCUUUGCCACGUUCGACAAGAACAACGAUGGCUUUAUAACGAAGCAAGAGCUCAAAGAAUCGCUUGGGAACAUUGGAAUCGAUAUUACGGAAAAUGAGGUUGUGGAUAUGGUUGAGAAGGUGGAUUCUAACGGGGAUGGGUUGAUUGAUCUCGACGAGUUUUGUGGGUUGUAUGAGUCUAUGGUGAGCCGAGAGGAGGUGGUUGGGGAGGAGGAGGGUGGGGGUAAGGGAGUAGGAGAGGGGGACUUGAAGGAGGCUUUUGCUGUUUUUGAUGGAAAUGGGGAUGGGUUGAUUACAGUGGAGGAGCUAGGGUUGGUGUUGUCUUCCUUGGGGUUGAAGGAAGGGAAGAGAGUGGAGAGUUGCAAGGAGAUGAUAAGUAAGGUUGAUAUGGAUGGAGAUGGAAUGGUUAAUUUUGAUGAGUUCAAGAGCAUGAUGAAGGCUGGUGGAAGGCUUCUUGCCGUCUCCUAAGCCUCUCUCUCUCUCUCUCUCUCUCUCUCUCUAAGUUGUGUAGUAAGCCCAUUUCUCUCUCUCUCAAAAUUGUACAUAUAACCAAGGGGAAUUCUUACAACUAUGUGUUCUAUCUUCAAUGCCUCUUCCCAACACACAACAUCCUCUGCACUCAAAAUUCCUAUUCUAUAGUUUUAAUGCAUUACCAGUAGUCACAUGAUCAUAUCUCGGAAUUUUUUGUUGUGUCUUGAAAUUUCUGUAUUUCGAGAUUCCUCCAAGUAGUAUUAUGGGUGGAAGUGCAUUGGGUACAGAAAAACAUGGGAUUUUGGUGGUGUUAACAGAUGCUGACCUGGAUAUUGAUGAAGCAUAUAAAAUGCUAGUGCAAGAAAACAAGUGAAUCCCUUCCUACCUCAGUGUGCGAGAUUCCCUGAAGCAAAGUCAAAUGUUUUGGUGAUUUGUCUGUCUGUCAACUCUCAGGCAAGUGGAGAGAUUUUACUAGGUCAAGUAUAUACUACUUUGUUGUUUUGUAUCUUCUAACUUAGAUGUCUGUGUGGUGUGCUGUGGUGUGCUGUGAUGUGAUGUACAAAAGAUUACAUGCCAUGUUUGAACUUUUAAUGCAGAUUGUCAGCAUUUGGAUACAGGAA
Messenger RNA from Camellia sinensis, 1490 nucleotides. Its product is annotated as calmodulin-like protein 3. The record is from RefSeq and is a predicted model, not a curated record. Gene Ontology annotation, molecular function: calcium ion binding. Gene Ontology annotation, cellular component: myosin II complex. NCBI's taxonomy places the organism in Eukaryota, Viridiplantae, Streptophyta, Magnoliopsida, Ericales, Theaceae.